Messenger RNA from Helobdella robusta, 477 nucleotides. RefSeq lists its product as hypothetical. Gene Ontology annotation, molecular function: catalytic activity. The record is from RefSeq and is a predicted model, not a curated record. Bases 1 to 477 code for a protein of 158 amino acids. The transcript is spliced from 3 exons. NCBI's taxonomy places the organism in Eukaryota, Metazoa, Annelida, Clitellata, Rhynchobdellida, Glossiphoniidae.
AUGUCUGUAGACGAAUAUUGCAAAAGCGAGAAUCCAAUUUUAUUUUUUGUGUCUUAUGUAAUCGGUGCAUAUUAUGAGCAGUAUUUAAAAAAACUCAGUAAAACUCAGGCCCCUAGUCCCCAGCAGGCCUUAAGUGGUCAAGGGGUGCCAAGAAUCCCUGGGAAGUAUGCAAUAGCGGAGAGAUGUUGUAGAAAAAUUCAGAAUGGCCCCUCUAUGGUACUUAGACUUGGAACGCUCCAUGUUGGAACACUGACUGGCCGCAGCAUGGAAAUCGCAGAAAUGCUUGAUCGUAGAAUGAUUGACAUCUGCUGUCUUCAGGAAACCCGAUGGAAAUCGAAUGGUGUCUGUCAUAUCAACUCAGACAAAGAAAAAUAUAAGCUAUUCUGGAAUGGUCAAAAGACGGCCAAAAAUGGUGUUGGAAUUUUUGUCAGAGAACCGCUAGCCCAAGAAGUACUUGAUAUUAAAAGGAUUAAUUAA